UGAUGACCCCGCCAUUUUAAUUUAGAGAAGAGAUGUCUGAAAAACAAUCAGGGAUCAAUUCUUAGCCAAAAUCUCGCUUGAAACGAUGUUUCCCAAGAAGAAACAGCGAAAUCUUCGCAGGAGAAAUGACUCGGAAGAGUCUGAUGAAAACAAAGAGCUGCAAAUCCCGGGUCUAGGCGACUUGCCGAUGGUGGAAACGCAAGGCCCCGGGUCUGGGGCCAGCUCGCCUGGCAGCACGCAUGGCGGCGUGCAAAGCAAGAAGGAGAAGUGGAACAAAAAGGCGGACAAAAUGGCAACUCCGGGGAAAAAGGCUCCCAGUCUGCUCAGUUUCGACGAAGAAGAAGGCUGUGAAACGGAGAUGUUCCGGGUGAAAAAGUCCAGCCAUAGCAAACGGGUCGCCAACAAGCUGAAGAAGGAGUGGAAGGAAGAACAAAUGAGGAAAGAAAAAGAGGAGAAAGAGAAGAAGGUGAACACGCAGGUGUCCCUAGGUGAGUACACCUCCGAGAAGCUGCAGUCCUUACGAGAUGCUCAGAACACGCUGGUCAGUCUGGACAACGGGCAGGAGAAAAAGGAGAAGGAGGAAGAGGCAGGAGAGGAAGGGAAGAAGGAGGAGAAGUUCAAACCCAGUAUCAGGGCAGGUGUGAUCCCAGACGCUGCGACCAUCCACGCGGCGCGGAAGCGUCGGCAGAUGAUGCGUGAGAUGGGCGGGGAGGACUUCAUCCCGGUGGACGACACGCAGCGGUUCCAGGGCGAGAAAUCCCGCCUGGUGCGCGAAGACGAGAACGACAGGAGCGACAGCGAGGAGGAGAGGAUCGACUUCCGCGGAGCCAACCCCACACGGACCCGCAGGGAGGACAUCAUGGAGGUGCUGGAAGGCAGUGACAGUGAGGAGGGAGAGCGGGACCAGGAUGAGGAAGUGAAGAGGUGGGAGCAGGAGCAGAUCAGGAAGGGAGUCAGCAUCCCACAGGUCCAGACCACCCAGCCUCAGCAGGACUAUAACUACUACCAGCAGCAGUACAUGUACCAGCAGCCUCCCGUGUACAUGGGUACCCCCCAGCCGGUGGUACAGCCCUAUAGUGGAGGGUACAACCUCCCCUCCAUCCCCCCCAGCUCAGGCCAAAUGGUACCUCCCAGUCAGCUGCCAGCGGUCACACUGGAGUCUGUAAAGGACCGACUGAGGGACAGGUUGGAUUCCCUGAAGCAGGUACACUCGGCCCACCAGCGCGAGCACGAAAAACACGCCCACGACAUGGACUCCUCCGUUAACGCGGUCGAUGACAUCGAGGGGUCGGCAGACGACGUCGAGCGACAGUUCACGUUCUUCCAAGAGAUGAGGGGGUAUGUGAGAGACUUGGUAGAAUGUCUAAAUGAGAAGGUGCCCAAAAUCGACCAAUUGGAGACGGCCAUGCACAUGUUGCUACGGCAACGGGCGGAGAGGUUUGUACAGCGUCGACAGGACGACACGAAAGAUGAGAGUGAGGAGCAGAUGAACAAAACCAACAAGGCGGCCGGCAGUCUGGACACGCUGGGCAGAGACUCUCCAGGCUUUGCUGAGGUCAAGAAGAGAAGAAUAGCUGAGAGGGAGGCGCGAAGGUCGAGACGUCGGCGUGCCAGGCAGGCGGUGGACCCCCCCACCCCCCACCACGAGGGCAUGUCCAGUGAUGAGGAGGAACAGGAGACAGACAUUCUCAGGUUUAACUCAGAAAAAGAUCGGAUCGUGACAGAGGCGGGGAAAGUGUUUGAGGAUGUGGUGGAUGAUUUCUGCACCUUCCGAGCCAUCAAGACCAAGUUCGAGAGGUGGAAGUACGACUUUGGAGAGCCGUACAACGAAGCCUACAUCUCACUCUGUCUUCCCAAACUCUUCACACCGUUUGUAAGACUGGAGCUGCUUACAUGGAACCCACUACAGGCGAAUGCACAAGACUUAGAAGACAUGGCUUGGUACGACUCGUUGCUGUUUUACGGUUUCCGAGAGACGACCCAGCUCACCAAGGAUGACCCGGACGUGAAGCUCCUGCCUAGCAUAGUAGAAAAAGUGGUACUGCAGAAACUGACUGGCCUUGCUGAACAUGUGUGGGACCCGAUGUCCACACACCAGACCCAGAGGUUGGUGACCCUGGUACAGAGGCUGGUGGACGACUACCCCACCGUUGCCGGGGACAACAAGGCCACGCAGGCACUGCUCAGGGCCGUGCUCGGCAGGAUGAGGAAAACUCUGGACGACGAUGUCUUCAUGCCGCUCUAUCCUAAAGGGGUGUUGGAGAACAAGUCUUCUGGAGCGUACUACUUCCUACAGAGACAGUUCUGGAGCUGUGUGAAGUUGCUAGGUAACAUGCUGCAGUGGCACAGUAUCCUGUCCCGGGAGCCUCUGAUGGAGCUGUGUGUGGAUGGGCUGCUCAACAGGUACAUGCUCCUCGCCCUGCAGAACUCUGACGUUAACGACGACAGCAUCGAGAAGAGCCAGAAGAUAAUUUCCAGUUUCCCCCGGCAGUGGUUUGCUGAUGUGGAGGGUGACGAAACGCUGCCUCCCUUACAGAACCUGGCCCGCUACCUCAGCCACUCUGCAAACACCCUGCACAAGAACAGCAUCGGCUGUCCGGACAUAGACAGGAGAAAAGCAAGGGAGAACAUAAAGCAGGUGGCAAAGCUGCUGGUACAGAUCCAUGCCUUGGACCACGCCUUGCAGGUCGCCAGAGAACACAGCCUCAAGGACCUCAAACAGAUCGUGGUCGGCCGGUAGCACAGGGUUACCGCUAGGAUAGCAUGCCCUAUGGGUACAUGUAGUCAGGGAACAUGGGCUAUCAGGGCUCCAAAUACCACCUGCAUAUGCAGGAUAGUACACUUAAAAUUGCAGGUAUUUCGAGCCCUCACUAUGAAAAGAGUCCUAUGUGUAAAGUUUACACUACUAGUCUCCUUGUGGUCUUCUAACAUGCAUCUAGGAAGUUAUGAAGCAAAUUCUUUCCAGAAAUACCCAGUAGCAGAAUUGAUUGAUCGCAGAUACUUGUAGGUAUGCCUGAAUUGGGGAUGGGGGGGGGGGACCUGGUCAGAUUAUACUGAAGGUGGGAGUCACUUUGAAGAAAUCUGUCUCCAUCAUAUGUGAAAUCUAAAUUGACAGUCAUACUUGUAUAGGACAAUUUGGAACAGAAAUGGCCAUACUAACAAACUUCCAAUGUAAUUUUGCUACUCCUUAUUCUUGCAUAAAAACUGUACAUGUAUGUGAUUGGAAAAAAAAACACAGAUACAUACCUCCUGUAAAAACUGUACAAGUACAUAGUGGUGCAGUCUCUCUGCUAGCAGUCAGUAAAAAAAUACUGUCCUAAUAUGAUGUCUUUUCAGCUUUGUACAUUGUACUAUAGACUAGUGAUCAUCUUCAUGACGAAAUUUCUGCUUUGAUCAACAUUUCCUUGAAAUUGGCUAGCAAACACUAAAAAAAGAAUACAUCAUGAUUUUUAGCACAUCAUAAUCAUGUCUGUAGAUGAGUAUUGUAUAGACUGAGUGAGGAACUGUGAACAUUGUACAUACAGAGAAGAACUGUGAAAGUCUGGUGAAGGUCUACUGUCAUAAAAGUCAAAUAAAACAUUUUUUGCAGAGAAAA
Molecule: messenger RNA, 3595 nt
Organism: Branchiostoma belcheri (Belcher's lancelet)
Lineage: Eukaryota; Metazoa; Chordata; Leptocardii; Amphioxiformes; Branchiostomatidae
Product: PAX3- and PAX7-binding protein 1-like
Exons: 17
Coding region: 86-2740 (884 amino acids)
Biological process (GO): mRNA splicing, via spliceosome
Cellular component (GO): nucleus
Molecular function (GO): DNA binding
Source: RefSeq, a predicted model, not a curated record